Pogona vitticeps (central bearded dragon) is the source of this 2791-nucleotide messenger RNA. It is a transcript of the gene NAMPT, whose product is annotated as nicotinamide phosphoribosyltransferase. Lineage: Eukaryota; Metazoa; Chordata; Lepidosauria; Squamata; Agamidae. Gene Ontology annotation, molecular function: nicotinamide phosphoribosyltransferase activity. The record is from RefSeq and is a predicted model, not a curated record. Gene Ontology annotation, biological process: NAD+ biosynthetic process.
ACGUCUCGGCCCCGCCCCCUCCCCGGCCGCCCCUGAGGCGCUUGGCAGUGGGCAACGGGAGAGGCGCCGAAGCCCAUAUUAGAGUGUCCCCCUUCCUUCGCUCUCUCUGUGCGACCUGGACUGGCGCGCUGCACCGUCUCGCCGCUCGUUCGGUUCCAGGCGACAUGGAAAGUGCAGCGGAGGGAGCCGAGUUCAACAUCCUCCUCAUGACCGACUCCUACAAGGUGACACAUUAUAAACAGUAUCCACCCAAUACAAGUAAAGUGUAUUCGUACUUUGAAUGUCGUGAAAAGAAGACUGAGAACUCCAAAUUUAGGAAGGUGAAAUAUGAGGAGACUGUUUUUUACGGGUUGCAGUACAUUCUUAACAAAUACUUAAAAGGCAAAGUGGUAACCAAAGAGAAAAUUCAGGAAGCCAAAGAGGUAUACAAGGAACAUUUUCAAGAUGAUGUUUUCAAUGAAACGGGGUGGAACUACAUUCUUGAGAAAUAUGAAGGGCGUCUUCCCAUAGAAAUAAAAGCUGUCCCCGAGGGCUCUGUCAUUCCCAGAGGAAAUGUACUAUUCACUGUCGAAAACACUGAUCCAGACUGUUACUGGCUCACAAACUGGGUUGAGACUAUCCUUGUGCAGUCAUGGUAUCCCAUAACAGUAGCAACAAAUUCCAGAGAACAAAAGAAAAUAUUGGCAAAAUAUCUGCUAGAAACCUCAGGAAGUUUAGAAGGACUGGAGUACAAACUACAUGACUUUGGUUACAGAGGGGUCUCUUCGCAAGAGACUGCAGGAAUAGGAGCGUCUGCACAUUUGGUGAACUUUAAAGGAACUGAUACAGUGGCAGGAAUUGCUUUAAUCAAGAAAUAUUAUGGAACAAAAGACCCUGUACCAGGCUAUUCUGUUCCAGCUGCUGAGCACAGUACUAUAACAGCUUGGGGGAAGGACCAUGAAAAAGAUGCUUUUGAACACAUUGUGACACAGUUUUCUUCAGUGCCUGUAUCUGUGGUCAGUGACAGUUACGACAUUUACAAUGCUUGUGAAAGAAUAUGGGGUGAAGAUUUAAGGCGUUUAAUUGAAUCAAGAAGUGCAGAAGCUCCACUGAUUAUUAGGCCGGAUUCAGGAAACCCUCUUGACACUGUGCUAAAGGUUUUGGAAAUUUUAGGCAAGAAGUUCCCAAUUACAGAAAAUGAAAAAGGCUAUAAAGUGUUGCCUCCUUACCUCAGAAUAAUUCAAGGAGAUGGUGUAGAUAUUAAUACAUUACAAGAGAUGGUGGAGGGGAUGAAGCAACAGAAAUGGAGUAUUGAAAAUAUUGCCUUUGGAUCGGGUGGAGCUUUGCUGCAGAAACUAACCAGGGAUCUUUUGAAUUGCUCAUUCAAAUGCAGUUAUGUGGUCACCAAUGGCCUUGGGGUAAAUGUCUUUAAAGAUCCCGUAGCUGAUCCUAACAAAAGAUCAAAGAAAGGCAGGUUGUCUCUACACAGGAGACCAAAUGGAGACUUUGUUACACUAGAAGAAGGCAAGGGGGAUCUUGAAGAAUAUGGACAGGAUCUCCUUCAUACGGUGUUUAAGAAUGGAGUAGUAACGAAGUCUUAUUCGUUUGAUGAAGUAAGAAAAAAUGCCAGGCUGAAGACUAGUGAACUAACAGCAGCAUCUCACUAAAGUUUCAUUCCGUGUUUGUAUAUGUGUAACAAUUAUGUACUCCAAAUGGUUUCUUGUAGAGAUCUGUGUGUUUGUGUUUGCUACAUUAUAGCCAAAUUAUUUGUUGGUUUAUGGACAUCACCACCCUAUCUUUUUUUAAAAAGGAAUUGGGGAAAUAGCUGCUGUUUAAAACUUGUUCAGUGUGUUUCUAGAGGCCCUUGGCCAGUAGUGAUUCAAUCUGGUAUUGAUCUCCUCAUCGAGAGACAGAGCUGGGACUUUUUACUAUAUACUAUAUAUAUAGUAGCAUACCACAAAACAGAUUUGCAUAAUAGUAUCAUUGCUUUAUGUUUAUAUUUAACUUGUAUUUUUGUACAAACAAGAUUGUGUAAAAUAUAUUUAAAGUUUCAAUAAUUACGUCUUUCCAACUUUUCAUGAUUUUUAUGAGCACAGACUUUCAAGGAAUAUUUGGGAAUGGGGGAAUUCAUUGCCUUUUGUCCAUUGAUCAGCAAAUAAAAAACGGCCUUACGUUUUAUUGUGAUAACUGCACUAUUUUGAUGUUUUAAUCAGGAUUGUUCCCUCAGAUCCCACAGAAGAACAGACCUCAUGGUUCCUUACAGUUAUCUAUCAUUUAAUUGAUAAACUUCUGUUCUUCCUUGGAACAGUGGGAUACUAUAAAUAAGAAUAUAUUAAGUAUAUAGGUCUUGCCAGAGAGCAAGAGAUAUAAGUGGAAUGCCAAAUGUGGAAGGACUUCUUACUUCAGCAGACAUUGCCAAGUGCACCUCUGUAUUCCAAGAGCAAGGCUGCUGUCUUUGCAUGUCCACCUGGGCAUAAGUCCUAUUGCACUCAGUGGGACUCAUUUCAAAGCAGGCAUGCAGGAGAGCUGGCUCUAGAACUAAGGAAUUUCCUUCUACUACAGAGCAUGUAUAUGUAAAAUAUUGACAGGUAUGGAAGUGGUAUAUUAAAAGAAUGACACUUCUGGGUUUAUUUUUCCAUAUAUUGUAACAAAUUUCAAAGCAGAAGACUUAAAUGGAGUAGUGCACUUUUUUUUACCUUUUUUGUAUUUUGGUCAUUAAUUUUGCCUUUUUGUCCAAUUUGAUGUUGAAUUGUAAAGAUGUCUUAACUAUUUUUUGUUAAAACAACUUUAAUAAAACAUUAUACUAGCCAAA